GUAUUCGAUACUUAAUCAAUACUUAGUUGUACGAUGGGGCAAGCUAGAAUAGUUCCUACCUACGGGAGUGUGACGCAAUUAUCUAUGGCCACGAGAGACAUUCGUGAUCGACCGCGAGAGAUUGAGAUGGGCAAGCCGAGCCACACGGAACAGUUGACGAACUGGAUCACCAACGUGCGUCAGAAGAAGCUAAAGUGCCAUAGGAGCCCCAAACGCGACUUCCAUAUGGAAGCCGUGCUAACUCACGCCCUACACAAGGCGGAAUACGAGUUACGGGCUAAGCAGUUGUCGAGGGUAACUCGUUGGCGGCGUUUGCGAAGGCAUCUACUCAAGAACGUGGAGUACGGCAGUUGUGGCCUGUACAAUACGACUGAACGUGAGUUCGAGAGGUGUGGCUAUCAUCCUGACUCGAGGAACAUAACUUUCUCGCGGGAUAACUUGUGCGAAGACCUUAGCAGCAUAGUGGACUUCCUUCAGCAGCUGAGUACAAUCAAAUCGCCUGUGCAGCGGUGACUAGGCUUGGAGGAUACAUGCUCUUGUUUCCACAGAUAGUCCAGGGUGAUCGAAACGUCGUAAAAAUCUGCAGAAAAUUCGAUCAUAUCCUCGAGGUCAUCCAUGCUUAUUCAAAAUGGCCACCUCAGCAAAUGUCGUGCUGCCAUUAAUAAUAAUGUUUUAUCAACUACAAUACACUAUACGAUGUAUGCCGAUCCAUGGAUGGAUGUCUCAAUGUCUAUCUUCUACUUGAUUUUUCUCUGUCUUACUGAAGCAGAACGAAAAUUCACGAACCAAUCUAAUUUUUGUGGAGCUAUGUUCCAAUAUCAGCAAGCAACCUUGAUGUAUCCAGAAGAUGCCAAAUAAUCAUCCUGCAGCAUUGCGGCAAUUUUCGCAGUCUCAUCGUUACACUAGUAUAUAUCUGGAUAUUUUUUAC
Molecule: messenger RNA, 928 nt
Organism: Cyphomyrmex costatus
Lineage: Eukaryota; Metazoa; Arthropoda; Insecta; Hymenoptera; Formicidae
Exons: 1
Coding region: 34-513 (159 amino acids)
Source: RefSeq, a predicted model, not a curated record